Annulohypoxylon maeteangense is the source of this 1443-nucleotide messenger RNA. RefSeq lists its product as uncharacterized. Gene Ontology annotation, cellular component: membrane. The record is from RefSeq and is a predicted model, not a curated record. Lineage: Eukaryota; Fungi; Ascomycota; Sordariomycetes; Xylariales; Hypoxylaceae. The coding region runs from base 378 to 1208 and encodes 276 amino acids. The transcript has 2 exons.
GGCAGGAACGGCUUUGGGUUUAUUUGCUGCGCCUCGCUUACCUGGCGCGCCCGACGGUCGGGUUAGCGAGGGUCUAAGCCUUUCUAGCUCGCUGCAUAAAGGGUAUUAAUUAGGUACCUAGCUAGAAGGCCGGCAGCUAGCAGAGAAGAAAGAAAAAUGCUCUUUUUCGCACUUGCGUUUUGUUGAGGUUGGGGGCUGAAUUCUUUUUUUUUCUUCUUUCCUUUUUUUUCGGACGAGUCGAUAAUACCUACGAUAUUGUACCUGUUGUGUUUUCUGUCUUGUUUCGAUUAUAUUAUAAUACCCUCGUUGUUGUUGUUGUUGUUGCGAGAGCGUCGUUUCAAAGAUAGGAGAACGCAGGCGGGAAGCUGACAACGAAGAUGUUGCCGCGCGUCCUUGCUUUGGGGAAUGACCCCUGGGACCCGACGAAUCGCUUCGUCACGUCCUGGUUGAUAUCGCCAUACGUGUUAGCUGCAGUGCGAGCGUUGUUUUCCCUCUACGCCUUCCUAACCCUCCUCUUCAACAUCGGCUACCAGUGCGCCCGCCCCGACAUAGGCGGGUGCGAGGCCUCGCGCGCCUCGUUCUCCUACUUCACCGUGCUCACGUACUGGGGCCUCGCCUUCUACCUCGCCUUCGCCGCCGUGCACACCUUCACCUACGCGCGGUACGGCGCGCCGCUUCUCGCGCGAUGGCCGCGGUCCUUGCAGGCUCUGCACGCGCUCUUCUACAGCAGCGUCACGAGCUACCCCUUCCUCGUCACCAUCGUGUACUGGGGCGUCAUCUACUCGUACGGCUCCGCGUGGUUCCCCACUAUCUACGGCGGCUGGUCCAAUAUCAGCCAGCACGCGCUCAACAGCUUCUUCGCGCUCUUCGAGAUCUUCAUUCCCCGCACUGAACCCCAGCCUUGGAUCCAUGUGCUCUGGCUCAUCGUCAUGUUGGCGCUGUACCUGGCCCUCGCUUACCUCACCCAUGCGACGAAGGGGUUUUACACGUAUAGCUUCCUCGACCCGGGAAAGCAGGGGUCGCUUGUGGCGGCGUACGUGUUCGGGAUUGCGGUGGCUGCGGUCCUGAUUUUUGGGAUUGUGAAGUUCCUGAUUUGGGGGCGGCGCUAUGUUACGGAGGAGAAGAUGGGGAAGAAGGGGAAGUUUAUGUUUAGGAGCGAGGCGGAAGGGGUGGAGAUGGUUGGACCCGAAGCGUUUGCGGGCAAGUAAUCCGUGAUACGGAUUGGUCGAAUAUGAGGGCAGGGGAUGUUAAUGAUGUGUGGCUUGUCUAAAGUCAAAAUAAUAGAUGAGACCUUGAGAAUGAGUGGGUUGGGAUUUGGGACAUUGCAUUGGGACAUUAUCGCGGGAAUGCUUUACAAAUACCCUCGUGUGCGGGUUGGCGGCAUUAUGUCAUUGUGAGAAUCAUCAAAUAUUGGCAUUAGGUUUAGGUAAAUAUACGUAAUAU